Molecule: messenger RNA, 3411 nt
Organism: Boleophthalmus pectinirostris (great blue-spotted mudskipper)
Lineage: Eukaryota; Metazoa; Chordata; Actinopteri; Gobiiformes; Gobiidae
Product: mitogen-activated protein kinase kinase kinase 7-like
Exons: 14
Coding region: 199-1698 (499 amino acids)
Biological process (GO): JNK cascade; protein phosphorylation; positive regulation of canonical NF-kappaB signal transduction
Molecular function (GO): magnesium ion binding; ATP binding; MAP kinase kinase kinase activity
Source: RefSeq, a predicted model, not a curated record
CGUAGCCCGUGCGUAAAGACGCAGCUGUAGCUCUCCGGUUGCUACUUCCUGAUUUCACAGCAACAGAUGAGAAACGGCUGUUUAUGAGGAAGAAACCAGCGUCUCUCCGCAUCCCUUUGUCCGGACCGACGCCAGAGAAGCCCCGGCUUUUACCUGCACCGCCGUCGGCUUUAAGGAGCAGCGGGCCGCGGUGUUGACAUGGUGGAGCCCGCAGCUGCCUGUCUGUUCGAAGAUAUCCAGUAUGAAGAUAUCCAAGUGGAGGCGGUUGUCGGCAGAGGGACCUUCGGGGUGGUUUUUAAAGCUGUGUGGAAAGGCAAAGAUGUCGCUAUCAAAACAAUAGAGAGCGAAAAUGAGAAGAAUGCCUUCCUGGUUGAGCUUCGGCAGCUUUCCAGAGUGAAUCACCCCAAUAUUGUAAAACUCUACGGCUCCUGUAAUAACCCAGUGUGUCUGGUGAUGGAGUAUGCAGAAUGCGGCUCAUUACACAACCUCUUGCACAGUGCAGAUCCUCAGCCUCACUACACAGCGGCCCACGCCAUGAGCUGGUGUCUGCAGUGUGCACAGGGGGUGGCAUAUCUGCACGCUAUGAAACCAAAGGCUCUGAUCCACCGAGACCUCAAACCACUCAAUCUCCUGCUCGUGAAUCGCGGGACAGUUCUGAAGAUCUGUGAUUUUGGUACAGCCUGUGACAUUCAAACUUAUAUGACCAAUAAUAAAGGCAGCGCAGCGUGGAUGGCACCAGAGGUUUUUGAAGGCAGCAACUACAGCGAGAAGUGUGACGUGUUCAGCUGGGGCAUUAUUCUGUGGGAGGUUCUGUCCAGAAAGAAACCUUUUGAUGAGAUCGGAGGCUCUGCUUUCUGCAUCAUGUGGGCGGUUCACAGAGGCACCCGUCCCCCUCUGAUCAAAGACCUGCCGGAGCCCAUUGAGUCCCUGAUGACACGCUGCUGGGACAAAGAGCCCAGCCUCAGACCUUCUAUGGAGGAAGUUCGCAGCACCAUGAGCAGCCUCAUGAAGUAUUUCCCCGGCUCUGAAGAACCUCUUAAGCUCUCUCACUAUUCGUCCGGAAACAGAAGUGGCUCUUCAUCAGCCACAAGCACAGGUUCUUAUGCGGACUGCACCAUCAGCAGCAACAGAAGUGAUGACACCAGUGACUACAGGACGUCUGGAGGGAGAGAGGAGACUCUGAAAAGCUUUGAGAACAAAUUCCCACUGCAGUUCUGGCCUGCUAAGGCCACUACUAUUCGGACCAGCUUGUCUCGAGUCUCCAGUGUGGACAGUCAGCGCUCCCAAAGCCCCACCCACUGCACCAGCCCUGCAGCCACCUCCAGCCAAUCAGAGCUCAGGAUGUCUAUCAGCCCCCCAGCUACAAAUGGUCUAGACACUGCCAUGGCCAACCUGAGGCUAGAUAUCCAGUUACAGCCUUUGACCCCGUGUCCGAACUCCAAAGAGUCAAUGGCGAUCUAUGAGCAGCACCAGAGGAUGGUCCAGGAGUAUCUGAAAAUCCAGGCCGAGAUCGCACACUUUGUCCGGAAAAAACAGGAGCUGACUCUGGAGUUGGAGCAGGAGCAGAGGGAGCAACAGACCUCCUCCCAUCUGAUCCAGGAGCACAGCAAACUGAAGGAGGACCACAGCAACCUCACGUCCUACCACCAGGGCCUAAAAACCAAACUCCGGAUGAUCCAGAGCCAGCAGGACAGCUAGGGCCAGUCUGUAUGGGUUGGUGCAAUAGACUGAGUGAGAGUGCUACAUACAGACAGUUACUGACAAAGAGGGGAGAGCAAGAUAAAGGAAAAAUGCUGAGUGUUUUGUAACAAAUAUUAUUGAAAAAUUACAAAAAGAAUUUGUUUUACUUGGCCAAAUAACAUAUACAUACACAUAGAUAUCUAAGACAGUUUUGUAAAGAUGCUAUAAUCCCAAAUGGGAAGAGCCAGAUUUUCCUGUAGACUGAACUUUGCCAUGAAGUAUCUAAUAGGAAAGUGCACAAAUGUUGAUCUGAUCAUUUCUAUUUGUGACUAGACCCAAGAGCUCACUAUAUUACAAAAAAAUGCAUUUUAACAGUAUUCAUUUUUGCCAACGCCAUCUGUUUUAAAUAUUAUUGGUCUACAGAAUGUUGUGAUAUCUUAAACCCAACAAAAUCACCUUAAUCACUGACUAAGAUGAUGUGUUUUUAGUUAUAUGAGGAAAUCAAAAUCAAACUGAACUUGUGACAGUGUAACCCAAAUAUUUUUUACAAAAGUAGAGGUUACAAUGGUCUAUGUUUUGUUUUUUUUGUUUUUUUAAUAUAUAAAGUUCUUUUGGCUGCCAUCCAGAAACCAUUUUGGAUCUACUGGUUACAGAAAAAACACACUGUCCAGAUGACUACCUUUGAAACCUUUUCUACCAUGGACCACUCCUGGACAAAUUAAGGAUUACAUCAAAUAAUUGUACACAUUAUUGAUACUUUGCAGUGACAUUGUGCUGGAGGUGUUCUACAUGCUCAAGAAAAAAUACAAAAUGGAUUUAAACAACACAUUUUCAGGUGCCUGUUCAUGGUCCUGUUUAGGUGUUUGAUUUUCAACAAAAAAGUGACUGUAAUGUUAUUUGAGCGGGACUUGACAGCGAAGAUCAGCUCACCUGUUGUAGUUCUAGUUAAGCUUAAAGUAACUAAGUUAGUUAGUAAUUACUAUGUGGUCAGAUUGUGUUAAAACAGAGGUCAGAUUAAAAUCUAACAGAUCUUCAGACAUAGUAAUGCUUCCAGUUAGCAUCACACCCCAGGGAAUGUUGAUGACAUCAGCUACAAAGUGUCAUUAUUGUAAAACAGAAAGAAAUCUACUAGGCAUGUUGUGUGUGUAUAGUCACGGCAUUUAAAUGGUAUUAUCUUAAUGAUAUUGCUUGUUUUUAUUAUCCCUUGAUGUUUGACUGUUUAGAGGAUAUUCAGGGUCAAAGAAAAACGUCAUUAUAAUUCAUUUCAAUGGUCCAAAAUGACUCACUGCUUACUAACGGAUUUUUGUCACAUAACAAACAUAUGACUCACUCAGUUUUCACCUUUUUAAAUGGAAAACACUACAACAUGUCACCCUGGUACUUUUCAAAAUAAUAUUGAGCCUUAAAUGUUUCUUCAAGCUCAUUGUAUGUAAAUGUAAUGGGACCAAAGCUUCAUUUGUAAAUAGACUUUCAUUUUGAAAUGUUUUGGUCCUUUUUAUUUUUAAGUUUAUCUUUGAAUGGCAUAAACUGACAUUUUAUCUGUUUUAAUGUGUUUUAAAGAGAAUAGUCUAUGCACAUGAACAUAUUACAAACUGUACUGUGAACGCAAAGGCUUCCAACAAGAAAUAACUGCAGAGAAAGUGUUUUAACUGUUUUUGCGUUGAUUUUGAUUUUACAGAAUGUAUUUUGCACUGGUUGUAUUUGGACCCAUAUUAAAGUCUCAUGUACUCA